Molecule: messenger RNA, 345 nt
Organism: Rotaria sordida
Lineage: Eukaryota; Metazoa; Rotifera; Eurotatoria; Philodinida; Philodinidae
Source: the annotation of a GenBank genome assembly
AUGACCAAAGCUGGUCAUCAUUUUCGUGUUGUACAAAUUUGUGGUGGUUUAGCACGAUUAUCAUUAUUAACACAAAUCAUGGCUGAUGUUGUUCAAAUGCCUGUUUCUGUAUCGGAAGCAAAUUAUGAUUGUGUUCUAUUAGGUGCAGCUAUAUGUGGUCAAUUAAUAGCAGAUAAUCCACGACAAGUACAAGAUUUAUUAAAUGGUAUAGCUUGUCCAAUUCAAACUUAUAUGCCAGAUCUCAAAAUGGCAGAUUUUCAUAAAGAUAAAUAUGAAAUUUAUCGUCUAUUACAAAAAAUCGAAAUUGAUAGUCGUCAACGUAUGAGUAAAUAUCGUCAAUCAUAA